Molecule: messenger RNA, 501 nt
Organism: Abrus precatorius (Indian licorice)
Lineage: Eukaryota; Viridiplantae; Streptophyta; Magnoliopsida; Fabales; Fabaceae
Product: translocator protein homolog
Exons: 1
Coding region: 1-501 (166 amino acids)
Cellular component (GO): membrane
Source: RefSeq, a predicted model, not a curated record
AUGGCUUCUCAAACCUUGCAUGAAACAAAGAAAGCCCAAGCAAAGAGAGCAAUACGUUCCCUUGCAAUAGGCAUUGCUGUCCCUUUCACCCUUACAUUGACCAUAAUCAUCCUCUUUGGUUCAGGCCGCAAGUACCACCGCUUCGCCAAGCCCUUUUGGUUCGCACCACUUUGGUUCAUUCACUUAGCCACGUUGGGUUCAUCUUUGUUCAUAGGUCUUGCGGCUUGGCUUGUGUGGGCCGAUGGUGGGUUUCAAGGGGAAUCAGAUGCAAUGUCCCUCUACAUAGCUCAUAUCUCUUUAAGCAUGGUGUGGCACCCCAUUGUGCUUGUCAUGAGUGCAUAUUGGCUUGCCUCAAUUUCUUGCCUUGUCAACUUUGUGACCCUUUUUUUGUGUUACUUGAGGUUUAGAAAGGUGAACCCAUUUGCUAAAGAUCUAGCCAAACCUUGCCUAAUGUGGGCUGCAUAUCUCACCCUAAUUAGCGUCAAGCUAAUGUUUCUUUGA